Molecule: messenger RNA, 454 nt
Organism: Diorhabda sublineata
Lineage: Eukaryota; Metazoa; Arthropoda; Insecta; Coleoptera; Chrysomelidae
Product: helix-loop-helix protein lin-22-like
Exons: 1
Coding region: 11-454 (147 amino acids)
Biological process (GO): regulation of transcription by RNA polymerase II; anterior/posterior pattern specification; regulation of neurogenesis
Cellular component (GO): nucleus
Molecular function (GO): RNA polymerase II cis-regulatory region sequence-specific DNA binding; protein dimerization activity; DNA-binding transcription factor activity, RNA polymerase II-specific
Source: RefSeq, a predicted model, not a curated record
UGUAGUGAAAAUGAAAACAAAUAUAAAAAAACAACCUUCGGAAAGUCGGAAAAUAAGAAAACCGAUGAUGGAGAAAAAACGUCGCGCCAGAAUAAACGACAGUUUGGAAACUUUAAAACAAAUUUUACUAGAAUCGAAAACUUCUUUUAAAGAAAUUAAAAAAGGACAGAGAACAUCGAAGCUGGAAAAAGCGGAUAUUUUAGAAAUGACAGUUCAAUAUCUCCAACAACUCCAAGAACAAAACAAAGAAAAUCAUCCCGAUGUCAAAUCGAAAAAAGAAGAAACGUCAAAAAAAGAACCCGUCCUUAUUAGACCGGCAGAUAGUUCUUCCGAAAUUGCAAAAAUGAGUGUUACUAGUGGACAAAUUGUUUAUUUACUACCGCAAAGUUUGAAAAUCAACGUACUGGGUAAUUACUGUUCCGAAAAGAAAUCGAAAAUGUGGCGACCUUGGUGA